Myotis lucifugus (little brown bat) is the source of this 1877-nucleotide messenger RNA. It is a transcript of the gene CUEDC1, whose product is annotated as CUE domain containing 1. NCBI's taxonomy places the organism in Eukaryota, Metazoa, Chordata, Mammalia, Chiroptera, Vespertilionidae. Gene Ontology annotation, molecular function: ubiquitin binding. The record is from RefSeq and is a predicted model, not a curated record. The coding region runs from base 311 to 1525 and encodes 404 amino acids. The transcript is spliced from 11 exons.
CAAUGAAGAUCAAGCAAGUGGGACCGUCCGUGGAGCUGGCCCCAGGAUGCUCUGGGGGUGUGGAUGACCAGCCGUCGAGCCUCCCACGGCCCAGGCCCGGAUGCCGCCGCCCCACGAAGACCACUCCCAGAGGGCCACCUAGUUUCCUGACCCGGGGACCCCGCCCGUCCGGUCCCCACCUGGUCGCCCAGCGGCCGGGCAAGGCGCGGGAGUAGCUUCCCGAGCCCGCCAAGCGCGCGAGACGGCGCAGGGAUCUGGGGAAAAGGGCUUGGCGCCGCCGGGCAGCACCUUCGCCCAAAGGCUCGGCAAAAUGACCAGCCUGUUCCGCCGGAGCAGCAGCGGCGGCGGCGGUGGUGGCGGUGGUGGUGGCAGCGGCGGGGGCGGCUCCGCCGGGGCGCGCGGGGCCGGGGGCAGCGCCACGCCCACCGCCCAGGAGCUCAACAACAGCCGGCCCGCCCGCCAGGUGCGCCGCCUGGAGUUCAACCAGGCCAUGGACGACUUCAAGACCAUGUUCCCCAACAUGGAUUACGACAUCAUCGAGUGCGUGCUGCGCGCCAACAGCGGCGCCGUGGACGCCACCAUCGACCAGCUGCUGCAGAUGAACCUGGAGGGGGGUGGCGGCGGCGUCUAUGAAGACAGCUCGGACUCGGAGGACAGCAUUCUGCCGGAGAUCUUGGAAAGGACUUUGGAACCUGAUAGCUCCGAUGAAGAGCCCCCACCAGUGUACUCCCCACCAGCCUACCACAUGCACAUGUUCGACAGGCCUUACCCUCUGGCUCCACCCACUCCACCUCCCCGCAUCGACGUGCUGGACUCCGCACCCCCUUCCAGCCAGAGGCGCUAUCGGAACUGGAACCCGCCACUGCUGGGCAACCUCCCUGACGACUUUCUCCGCAUCCUGCCCCAGCAGCUGGAGAGCAUGCAGGGCAACCCCAGGGGCUCCAAGCCCAUGAACAGAGAGGGAGGCCUGCCCCCCGCGGCCGGGCCCGGGCCCCGGGACCAGGAGAGCCGCUGGAAGCAGUACCUGGAGGACGAGAGGAUCGCGCUCUUCCUGCAGAACGAGGAGUUCAUGAAGGAGCUGCAGCGCAACAGAGACUUCCUCCUGGCCCUGGAGAGAGAUCGAUUGAAAUACGAGUCCCAGAAAUCCAAGUCCAGCAGCGUGGCUGUGGGAAAUGACCUUGGCUUCCCCUCUCCUGCCCCAGCUGGCCCUCAGAGGUGCCUCCCCCUUCCAGGAACCAAUGACGCCAACCCCGCCGUGUCUGAAGAUGCCUUAUUCAGGGACAAGUUGAAACACAUGGGCAAAUCCACCCGGAGGAAGCUGUUUGAACUGGCCAGGGCCUUCUCGGAGAAGACCAAGAUGAGGAAGUCAAAGAGGAAACACUUGUUGAAGCAUCAGUCGCUGGGGGCUGCUGCGUCAACAGCCAAUCUCCUGGACGACGUGGAGGGCCACACCUGUGAUGAAGACUUCCGGGGCAGGCGGCAGGAGGUGCCCAAGGUGGAGGAAGCCCUAAGGGAAGGACAGUAAGAGAUGACAGUUCCUCCUCGCUGGAGAUGAUCUGACCCGGUGGAGGCAGCCGGAGAGCAAUACCGGCCCCCAGUUGAAGAGCCUAGCUGCAGCCGGACAGACGGACAGAUGGUGCUUGAGUACCGAGGCCCAGCGAUUCUCCGGCCACAGUCCAGCCGAGCCACUGCCACUUUCAAUGGGACUUAGAACUUCGGAGUUGCAUGCUGUGAUUGGAGGAAGGACCUGGAAGGAGGGGGGGCGGGGCGGGGCGGGAGGGUGGUGAUUGGCCAACCAGGGCCCCUUUUGUAGCCAGUCUGUUCUAUGGGCAAUGAGUGGAAAUGCAGGAUCCAAACCCCUUCUUUAAAAAAAAAAA